Messenger RNA from Suricata suricatta (meerkat), 1095 nucleotides. RefSeq names its product visual system homeobox 1 (gene VSX1). The record is from RefSeq and is a predicted model, not a curated record. Gene Ontology annotation, biological process: regulation of DNA-templated transcription. The transcript is spliced from 5 exons. Bases 1 to 1095 code for a protein of 364 amino acids. Gene Ontology annotation, molecular function: DNA-binding transcription factor activity, RNA polymerase II-specific; transcription cis-regulatory region binding. NCBI's taxonomy places the organism in Eukaryota, Metazoa, Chordata, Mammalia, Carnivora, Herpestidae. Gene Ontology annotation, cellular component: nucleus.
AUGACUUGCCGGGACGCACUUUCCGACGGACUCUCGAGGAGCAGGGCGCUGGUGCCAGGCAGCUCCCCCAGCGGCUCGCGCCCCCGAGGCUUCGCCAUCACGGAUCUGCUGGGCCUGGAAGCCGAGGUUCCCGUGCCUGCCGGCCCGGGGCCAGGAUGUGGCUGCGAGUCUUCCAAGGCCGACCCCGGUACGGGUCCAGGUCUCGGGGGCCCCUGCAUGGCGCGCGGGACCCUUUCACUGGGGCUUGGCCUUCUCUGCCGCUUCAGCGCGCAGCAGCCCUCGGCCCCUCGGGCGCCCUGCCUGAUCCUGGCUGACGUGCCGUUCCUGCCCCCCGGGACACCUGAACCCGCGGCUCCGCAAGCCCCUGCUCGCCCGCCGCCCCCGCUCGGCAGCCAGAAGAGCAGCGAGAGCGUUUCGACGUCCGAUGAAGACAGCCUAUCUGAAGACAGGAGUAACCUGAAGGUGUCCCCCACGCCCGGCAAGAGGAAGAAGCGGCGGCACAGGACUGUUUUCACCACCCACCAGCUGGAAGAGCUGGAGAAGGCAUUCAGCGAGGCCCAUUACCCUGAUGUGUACGCCCGGGAAAUGCUGGCUGUGAAAACUGAACUCCCUGAAGAUCGAAUACAGGUCUGGUUUCAAAACCGGAGGGCCAAGUGGAGGAAGCGGGAGAAGCGCUGGGGUGGCAGCAGCAUGAUGGCAGAAUAUGGGCUGUAUGGGGCCAUGGUGCGACACUGUAUUCCACUGCCAGACUCUGUCCUCAACUCCACAGAGGGUGGCCUGGUUGGUUCCUGUGCACCAUGGCUUCUGGGGAUGCACAAAAAAUCCACAGGGAUGAUAAAGAAACCGGGAAUUGAAGAAAAACUGGCAAGGAUUUGGGACUCAGACCAACUCCAGGAAAGUUCUAGCCCAAAGCAGGCAGAAUCCCAGAGAAGCUCAGAUGAAGCCAGCCCUGAGAACGGCUUGGAAGACGUGGCCAUUGAUCUCUCCAGCUCUGCCCAGCAGGAGACCAAGAAAGUACACCAGGGUGCCAGUGCCAGAGGAUGCUCAGACUCCCCAGGGCUGGAAGGGCUCCAGCCAGGGAAGGUGGGAGCCUGA